AUGCCUGUCUCUGCAUCUGUGACCGGGAAGAAUGAGUCACCCACUACGAACAGUUCAUCAACCAUUAAACUAGUUCCGACCAAUGGGAAGUUCCACAAAGUAGACAAGCUCGACGAGCCAAUAUAUCGGUACGAAGGGAGGCGAAGGCCUCACAGCCAAUCGACCCGAAAUCGACACGGUCGACGCUGGACUGCCGGCGCCCGAUUGGCGGUAAGGGGUGGGUCGCGCCGCAUACAGAUGGGCGCGUGCUGGCUGUCCAAUGACCCAUCAGGAAAGCCAAAUCGCCAAAUCGCACCCACGAGGCGUGCUGUCGUGCACUCGUGGCUAGUGUGGAUGGGACGACGGGUCCAAAGUCAUGACACCACAAUUGCCAAGACCUGGACCUGGACAUUGUGUUACGCGCCCGCGAUUGCGGCUGUGCAUAGUAAGAGAGAUGCGCUCGCCAAAAUGUCGCGCGGUUGUGAGGCGUGCGGAACAGACCACUGCAUUGAUACUGCACACCAGACACGAAAAUCAGACGGGUGUGCGCUUUUCGGGCCCCGGGUAACCUCGACUGCCGCCCGCUCGCUCACUGCACUGCCCCUCCAGCGUAGUAGUGCCUGA
Molecule: messenger RNA, 603 nt
Organism: Pseudomassariella vexata
Lineage: Eukaryota; Fungi; Ascomycota; Sordariomycetes; Amphisphaeriales; Pseudomassariaceae
Exons: 2
Coding region: 1-603 (200 amino acids)
Source: RefSeq, a predicted model, not a curated record